This is a messenger RNA of Phanerochaete carnosa HHB-10118-sp, 491 nucleotides long. RefSeq lists its product as uncharacterized. The annotation marks the transcript as partial. NCBI's taxonomy places the organism in Eukaryota, Fungi, Basidiomycota, Agaricomycetes, Polyporales, Phanerochaetaceae. The record is from RefSeq and is a predicted model, not a curated record. The transcript has 2 exons.
CAACCAAGCUCAAGAAGCUGCGCAGAGGUUACUAGUGCCUCAGGCUCCUCCUGCGGCACACGCACAGAACUGGCCUCUUGGAGGACAUAAGCAUCCCGUCCCGAGGCCUCAAGCGCCUCCUGGCAACGAGGCUGACGCUUCCAUCGUCGCCCUCGCUCCCAUUGUCCACGAUGAUUCAGGAGUCGCUCAAGAAGCAGCGCAAAAACAGCCAGACGAAGAUCCUGUCACCUUUUCUCUUCUCAUGUGGUCGGAAGCUUCUGCGAGUGAAGGCGUGAUUUUAAUCAAGUCCAUCCUUAUGUACGCGUCGGGGCCGAUACAUAUUCAUGUUAUCUGCGACGAAGCUGCGCAGAAAUAUCUUGAGAAGCGCUUGGCCCUAGUCACACGACCAAGAUACAAUAUUUUGAUUCGCUUCUACCGGCCGUCCUGGCAGGCCAUGGCCGACCGCGUUGAGCGCGAGGGUUCCAUCUCAACGAUCCACUCUGCCGGCAUCG